CGAUGGCGAAGACAACUGCAACACAACCACGAGAACUCUUCUCUCUCUGUAGAUUCGGUCACUCUCGCACGAAUCUCGCACCGCGUGCGUGGCGGGUGGACAUGCGACGCGCCAGCUCUGACAGCUUCAAGCACAAACGACUGGCCCGCACGCGCAUUCUGGAAGCGGUACAUGUACAGCACCGUCACAUAUUCAAGUGAGAGGAUUUGCAGGGCGAGCGACAUGCCCAGUCGUUAUUGUCCGGAAGGCUUUGGUUGCGGAUGAUGUGGCCGCUGCGGAGCCGCUGAGGUGUCUAUCUUGUGCAGUGUGACCUGUACGUGAAAACAAGGGGCAGAUUGACCGUGACAACAAGUCUGGCGGCAAGGUGGUUGGCUGUUGCCAUCGCACCGGACAACAAUGUGGUGGAUGCAUAGGCAAGGAUAACCUUCCCGUCUCUGUCUCAGUGGGGGCCAUCAUCGCUUGAAGCCCAUGCUGAGGCUUUGAAAGGCUUUGUGCACACAAGAGGAAGGGGUUGUGCUAAGAAGUUCCUAGUAGGAGCAUAACAGCCUUUUACGCCGGUUGCCGAAGCGAAGCGUGCGCGAACACCAAAGCGACAGAUAACCUCGAGAGUGGACACUAUGCGGUCUCCAUUGCACUUCAGAAAUGGCUGUAGACGAAGAUCGGCGCAUCCCCUUUUCUAGUCGGUAUGUAUACAGUAUCAUUGCACUGGAAUAAUUAUUAUCCGGCGUUUUCCGGUGCGAGUCUAAUCUGCAAGAUUAGAUGCAUCGAGUCGGAGUUCUAAACAUUCGGGUUUGAUGAGCGACGAACGCUGCACCACAGCUUCGAAGCUGUCCGCUUCGCAAGUCAUGGCGCCUCAACUUAGCUGCUGUACCUCAUUUUCAGUUUUAACGUGAAGCAAGCGUACAACUAAGACUUUUUAUCACCGUGUCACCAUGUUACCACCGCUCUCCAACAAGCUGGGCUCAAACCUUCAACUGCUGGUACCAGUCACAAUUACACCUUCCAUUGUGUCGGCUCGACGAAAUGCACUGCUGGAACUCAAGAAAGUCGACGCGGUUCAAGUGCGUCGCGCUGGAAAUGACAAGAAAGACUGGUUCGUCGUCGAAGUAUUCGCCGACUCUGCGAGUUCGGACCCCACCAGUACGGAUAAUGAAGGAGUGCAGGACGAUGCAAGGCUACGCAGACCGACCGUCCGGAUCGAACGGACGUUGCUAGAGUUUGUGGAUCUUCGCAACAAAGUGUACAAUAUCGUCCACGACGCGCAUCGCUCGGAACCUUGCGAGUUCUGCGCGGGGUUCAUGGACCAGGUCGUGUUUGGGGCGAAUCCCGACGGAUUCCUUGUCGGCUUGUUCGGUGGCAAGCGGUUAGCACGUACAGUGGAGAAGUUCGUGGAGGAGAUACUUUCGCUUACCGUUCAGCACACCUCCAUCGACGCUCGAGGCUGCUGUUCCGGACAGACCACUGUACCUCAAAUCGUCCACGCCUUCCUUUUCAAUGCAGCAAAUGAAGCUGCCUAGACUGCGAUAAUAGCUAGCCAUGUCCACAAUUCUUGUCCGUGUCGUAAGGUGUAUCACCGAAUAAUCGAUCCAACUUAAUCGCUUUCUCGAUGCAUCAUUGAAGUCGAUGCGAAGCACCAU
Messenger RNA from Phytophthora nicotianae INRA-310, 1637 nucleotides. RefSeq lists its product as hypothetical. Lineage: Eukaryota; Oomycota; Peronosporomycetes; Peronosporales; Peronosporaceae. The record is from RefSeq and is a predicted model, not a curated record. The coding region runs from base 933 to 1517 and encodes 194 amino acids. The transcript has a single exon.